Molecule: messenger RNA, 2064 nt
Organism: Ascochyta rabiei
Lineage: Eukaryota; Fungi; Ascomycota; Dothideomycetes; Pleosporales; Didymellaceae
Product: bud site selection protein
Exons: 5
Coding region: 1-2064 (687 amino acids)
Biological process (GO): Golgi to plasma membrane transport
Cellular component (GO): exomer complex
Molecular function (GO): protein binding
Source: RefSeq, a predicted model, not a curated record
AUGGUCACAUCGCCGGCGGUCCCCGAAAUCUACGAGGAUGAGCUGCACUCGGCCAUCGAGUCGCGCUCCGAGUCGCUGCAGACGCUGCGCGAGCUCGGCCCGCCCGACCUCGUCCACCUCAUCAAGCAGCCCAUCAAGUCGACGAGCAAGCAGACGGGCGUCUACCACCACGUCAGCGGCAUGGACGCCUCGUCAUCAGCCAGCCUCGCCGCCUACAUCAACACGCUCACCUACUCGCCCCACGACAAGCAGAACAAGGUCGUCUCGGGCCUGUACUGCUGCUACAAUGCCUUCUCCCGCCUCGACAUGCGCGUCCAGGUCUACAUCCCCGGCACCGUCGAGAGCUACUGCAUCGACGAGCGCGGCGACAAGCGCGUAGCCACCGACGACCUGUGGCUGGAAACCUACCUCUGCAGCGUCCUGCGCGCCUACUCGUACGCCGACGACGGCUCCGGCGACACCAUCAAGAAGAUUGUCGGCGUCCGCCGCUUCAACCCCAUCACAAGCACCGAGAGCGAGCACAAGUUCCUCGACGCUGCAGAGCGCCUCUUCUUCAGCGGCUGGCAGCUAGGCUCCGACCCCGAGAUCCAGGUCCCCAAUCUCGUCUCCAACCACCUCACAACCGGCCUGCUCAGCUACAUCCACACCACGGGCAGAUAUGCGUCUGGCAUCAACCUGUUCGAGAAACUGCGCACCCGCGACCCCGAGAUCUCCUCGCUCCUGGCCCGCGUCUACAUCCAGGCGGACGAGGAGGUCAAGGCCGUACAGCUGCUGCACGACGUCAUCCAGGAGCUGCCCAUGGACUACUCCUUGCUCGACUGCCAGGCCGACUUCUGCAACACAAAAGGCCGCGGUGACCUUGCGCUGGAGAUUGCGAAGAGGAGCGUCGUGUCGGCGCCCAGCGAAUUCGGCACCUGGGCCAGGUUGGCCGACAUCUACGUCAGCCUGGAGCAGUGGGACCUGGCCCUCCUGACGCUCAACUCGUGUCCCAUGUUCACCUACCAGGACAAGGACGCUCCGCGCAUGCCAGAGCCCCAGAGAGUCUUCCUGCCCAUCCUGCCCGAGGCCAUGUGUGACGAGAUCGAAGACAGCAAUCUCGACGACAUGGACAUGGUCCACCCCACAUUGCGCAAGCUCCACGCUGCCGGCUUCAAGGGCACAUUCUUAAAAGCCUACAUCAUCCUUACAGAGAUCACCAAGAAGAUUGGCUGGGACCAGCUGCUGAAGAUUCGAUCACAGGUCUUCGUCAUGGAGGAGGAGUACCGCCACGAGAAGCAGAGCGUCCCCGUCUCGCAUUCGCGCAGCGCCAGCACCACCGCACUGCGCUCGCCCUCACCGUCCAUCCGAGCAUCUCCCAAUCCUCAGGUCAACGGCCAUGGCGAAGCAAACCAGCCAUCCGAGCCGAACGGCGAAUCUGCAUCUGCAGAGGCAGCUGUGCAAGACUCACUACAGGAACCUGGCCACACCGUUGCCGCCGAGGUCGUCAAAGCCGGCAGCGAAGACCCGCAUCCAAACAACGACGACAACCCCUCACAACAAAACUACACACAGUUCCAAAACAAGCGUCUCUGUGAACGUUGGCUCGACAACCUCUUCAUGGUGCUCUACGAAGACCUGCGUGUCUACACCAUCUGGCGCACCGAGAUGGCGCAGUACAGACAGCAGCAGCUCCUGUACAAGAAGAGCGCCGAGGAGUGGGAGAUUCUUGGCGAACUGGCAGAACGACUACACCACAUCGACGAGGCAGUCGAAGCGUACGAGAACUGUCUGCAGAUCAAGUUUUCACCCAAGGCGAUGCGGGGCAUCCUCAAGCUAGGCGAAGACAAGAGGAAUACAAGAGACGUGUGCGCAGCACUCAUUAGGCUCGUCACCUGGCAGUAUCGGUGGUACUCCGAGUUCUCCCCCUCCCUCCUCUACACAAUCCGCAAACUCAUCGAAGAAGAAGGCGCCGUCAAAAUCCGCAGCAUCAUCCAGGGCACCAGCCUGCCCCAGCACGUCCUCGACCUCACCCACCAGUAUGCCGCCCUGUGUGCUGCCUUCCGCAGCAGCGGCAGCGAUGGCUAG